This is a messenger RNA of Medioppia subpectinata, 1461 nucleotides long. The record is from the annotation of a GenBank genome assembly. NCBI's taxonomy places the organism in Eukaryota, Metazoa, Arthropoda, Arachnida, Sarcoptiformes, Oppiidae.
AUGGAAAUGAUCAAACGUUAUAUCAAAAGCAUUUCAAUCGUAUUGAACGCCAAUGUUGUGGUGAAUCGUUGUCUUCUCACCACUUCCUCUCGAGUUAACCAAUUGGUUGAUAUCUAUCGACCGCAACGAGCGAUACGAGCCAUGAGUCCAGACCAGGAGAAGAAGACGUCCGGCGAGCGUAUGGUCUAUAAGCUGGUGCUGACGGGCGGGCCGUGCAGUGGGAAGACCACAGGACAGGCGAGACUCAGCACAUUCUUCGAGAACCUGGGAUGGAAAGUGUAUAGAGUGCCCGAAACGGCCACCACUUUGUUCAGCGGUGGCAUACGAUUCCCGGACCUGAGCCCAGAGGCGGCCGACAAGUUCCAGGAGAACCUGAUUCGCGUGAUGUUAGCGACGGAAACGACAUUCUUUGAUUUGGCCGAUUCCUCCAAACGCAACGUUCUGGUGAUCUGCGACCGCGGAAUCAUGGAUGCGGCCGCCUAUAUGUCCAAAGAGUCCUGGGAUCGCGUCCUCAAAAGCAACGGCUGGAAUGCCGUGGAGUUGCGCGACAAUCGCUACAAUCAAGUGAUUCAUUUGAAUACCGCCGCCAACGGAGCCGAAGCUUACUAUAACAUUGAGGACAACCCGUGCCGUACGGAAGGUCUGGAACAGGCGAGACAUCUCGAUAAGAUGACCGUCGAGGCGUGGGUCGGACACCCGUAUAUCGAUGUGAUCGACAACUCCACCGAUUUUGACACCAAAUUGAAGCGAAUGAUUGCCAAUGUGUGCAAACGUAUGGGCAUUGACGCCGGCGACCGAUUGGCGCCCACGAGUCGCAAAUUCAAAUUCUUGGUCGAAGGCAUGCCGACCGACACGAUGUUCCCGCCCUUCCAAGACUUUGAAGUGGUUCACGACUACUUGACCUCUUCUAACAACAAAAUACAAUCCCGUUUACGAAAACGCGGACAAAAUGGCAAAUGGAGUUAUCAGCACACCGUCCGCAGGAGUGAUGCCGGAGAUAAAGCUGUGGAACUGAGGCGACAGAUCACUCAUCGAGAUUAUAUCAAUAUGUUGUCUCAGAGAGACGACUCUCACUUAACUGUUUACAAGACUCGGCGCUGUUUUCUUUGGGAAGACAUUUACUUCCAAUUGGAUAUCUAUAAGAAUCCAUGCAAUAAGCGUUGCGAAGGGCUUAUACUGUUGGAGACGUACACGACAUUAAAGAGUAGGGAAAACACACCGAAAUUACCGCAAUUCCUGAAGAUUGUCAAAGAGGUAACCAAUGAUUCCUCGUAUUCGAUGUACAACUUGUCGUCGAAGAAUGAAUGGAAUAAGAGCUCCAAAAUGAAUAACGGAGUGAAACCGUAAUUGCGUUGAAACGAGAAUAUUAGGCAAAAUGUUAUUUCAAGAAUAUUGUGAUUAAUUUGGAGUUUUAAAAAUCACUAAAAUAUUUGUUUUAAUAGUUAUUAUAUGUUAUAAAGA